AUGUUCUUUCCGGAUCUUUCUGCUGAAGUGAACAAACAACGAAGGCAGUUCGACGAAGUAAAGAAAAAGCUGCGAGCUAAGGGACUGAUGUAUGGAUUCAUCUUUCCAGCGCGCCUCCGAGUGACCGUUGAUGGCCAGGCUCACGUCUUUCAAAGCAAAAGGCGUUUAUGUGGUGGCUUUUCGAGACCUGGUCUAUCCACAGGGUCAGGCAUCCUCAGUAGUUUGGUCUUUCCUGAUGUCAGUACUGUCAAGCUUCCACUUACUGGCAACAACAACACAAUCAUGAGAAGAAUAUUUUCAAAGAGCAAUGGAGAUCUUCCCCGAAGUCUAGAAAUGGAUGACUCCACACUGAGCAUGGCUCCAACCAGCAGCGGCAGAGUUGACUCACCUACCAUCCUUCGCCUACAUCCAUUAUUGGCAAAACCGGCGCAUACUCAUGCCAAUCUGCCUCUCCGUUUUGGCCGUGACUCUGUACACAUGCAACGGAUGCCCAAGUCAUCUAUCAACCUACCGCAGAGGUUUGGUCGCUCAAGAACCACCAAGCCUAGCUCUGGUCUAUGGUGUACAAUGUGCCGCCGUGCUGAAAGUCCACCUUCCGCAACUCUUCCCCAGAGAUUUGGCAAGCGAAACCUUUUGAUCAGGAAUCCAGGAGCUGUGUUUGCACACACACUUCAAAUGCCACCACUUAAAGACAGGAUACAAGACCAUGACUACAUGAUUGAAAUGGUUGAAAAAGAAGAUACAGCUUUAAAUAGUAAAACAUACAUUCACUUAGAAAUCUAA
This is a messenger RNA of Clarias gariepinus (North African catfish), 783 nucleotides long. It is a transcript of the gene npvf, whose product is annotated as neuropeptide VF precursor. NCBI's taxonomy places the organism in Eukaryota, Metazoa, Chordata, Actinopteri, Siluriformes, Clariidae. Gene Ontology annotation, biological process: negative regulation of gonadotropin secretion; neuropeptide signaling pathway. The record is from RefSeq and is a predicted model, not a curated record. The transcript has 5 exons. Gene Ontology annotation, molecular function: signaling receptor binding. The coding region runs from base 1 to 783 and encodes 260 amino acids.